Molecule: messenger RNA, 662 nt
Organism: Eruca vesicaria subsp. sativa (arugula)
Lineage: Eukaryota; Viridiplantae; Streptophyta; Magnoliopsida; Brassicales; Brassicaceae
Source: the annotation of a GenBank genome assembly
AAAAAACAUAAUCUCUCUUAUAAAAAUUUCAAGAAUCUCAAGAUCCACGAUAUGUACAAUGAAUGCACCUCUCCGUCCUCCGCUAGAUCAACGAGAGGUCACAGAAUGAGAACUCCGAUAUGCUGUUUAGGAGCCAACGCGGUGGUUGAGCCUGAAGCCAUGAUCAUCGGUCAUCAGAGAACUCCUAAAUCUCCUUACGAGUGGCUCAAAUCCACCGCGCAUGAGCUCGAGAUCAGAGACCGGUGCCGACGCGUCAAGACACGCAUCAAGGUUACGUGCCGCAAUAACAAUUGUGUUUAUCAUCAUCAAAGACACCACAGCCAGGGUUCUCCUGGAGAUUUCAGCUACGAUGCGUUGAGCUACGCGCUUAAUUUCGAGGACGAUGUACGAGCGGACGAGGACGGUUCUUUCCCGAGUUUCACGGCGAGGUUGCCUGCGUCUCCGGUGGGGAAAACUAGGUCGAAGACGGUUGAUCUGAUCUUGUUCUGACCGGUUCAUUGAUCCUUUCUAUAAUGAGAAAUUGUAUCGCAAUAUGACGUCAUUAUUAUAUAUAUGUAAAUGCCCUCGCAUAAUGAUUAGUUACAUGUAAUAUGAAUAUGAUUGAUGUGUGAAGAAAAAAAAAAGAUAUUUUCUAUAUAUAUCUCUGAUUUUUCAUUGUAGAA